UUUUCUUUUCGUUUCUUCUCUCUCUCUCUCUCUCUCUCUCUCUCUCUCUCGAUCGAGCAAAAUCUAAAAUGGUGUCAGCUUCUGCUUAAGGAAUGUGAGGAUGGUUUCUAGGCGUUAGUUGCUGGACCCUAACUGACAACAGUAGCAUAUGAGACCCAUUAUUAACUGUUAAGCGAAGAAGAAGAAGAAGAAAAGGAAGAAGAAGAUAACUUUCUCACUGCGCUCUCUCUAUAUAUAAUAUAUGGGUUCGGAGCAGAAUAGAUUCCCUCAGCAGGAACGGCGAAAGAGAUGGGGAGGAUGUUUGGGUGCAUUAUCUUGUUUUGGCACACAGAAAGGUGGAAAGCGGAUUGUACCUGCAUCUCGGAUUCCUGAGGGGAAUGCAGCAGCUACCCAGACAAAUGGCCCUCAAGUAGUUGGGUUGACCAAUCAAGCAACUGCACUAGCUCCAUCUCUUCUUGCUCCGCCUUCAUCACCAGCAUCCUUUACAAAUUCCGCACUCCCUUCAACGGCUCAAUCGCCAAGCUGUUUCUUGUCAUUAUCUGCCAACUCACCUGGAGGUCCUUCAUCCACAAUGUUUGCCACUGGGCCAUAUGCUCAUGAAACUCAGCUUGUUUCUCCUCCUGUUUUUUCAACUUUUACAACUGAGCCAUCUACUGCUCCCCUCACUCCUCCCCCAGAGGCUCACCUUACUACUCCCUCAUCCCCAGAUGUGCCUUAUGCUCAGAUCCACAUGGAUCUGAAAAGCACUGAAAAAACUAAAUACAUCGCUGCAAAUGAUCUUCAAGCAACAUAUUCGCUCUAUCCAGGAAGUCCAGCUAGUAGUCUCAGAUCACCAAUUUCAAGGACCUCAGGUGACUGUUUAUCAUCUUCUUUUCCUGAGCGGGACUUUGCCUCACAAUGGGAUCCUUCAAUUUCUCCCCAAAAUGGAAAAUAUUCAAGGAAUGGUUCCAACAGGCAAUUUGGGCAUGAAACAAAUGGUGUCUCCAUGGCAUCUCAAGAUUCUAAUUUCUUCUGUCCUGCUACUUUUGCCCAAUUCUAUCUGGAUCAUAAUCCACCGUUUCCUCAUACUGGUGGGAGAUUAAGUGUGUCCAAGGAGUCGGAUGUUUACUCCUCUAGUGGAAAUGGACAUCAGAACCGGCACAAUAAAAGUCCCAAGCAAGAUGUGGAAGAAUUAGAAGCGUACAGAGCAUCCUUUGGGUUCAGUGCAGAUGAAAUUAUCACUACCCCUCAGUAUGUGGAGAUUUCUGACGUGAUGGAGGACUCAUUUACCAUGACUCCUUUUACCUCUAAUAAUCCACCCAUGGAAGAAGAUAUAGAACCUGCAUCAGUAAUUGAAGGACUGAAAGCUCAGAAAACGAAGACAAACUUGCUGAGUCCAAAAGGCCUUAAGUCAGGAUCAAAUACUGUUAAUGAGGGUGGAUGCCGUGAUGUGCCCGCUUACUGCAAUGGUCAUGGAGAUAACAUAUCGUGGAGAAAAUCUGGGAAUGUCUCUGGAUCCAGCACGCCUGGUAAUGAUACUCUGACUGAUGAAGAGGACAUUUUUUCAAAGAUGGAGUUAUCCAAAAGCAAUAGGAAGUACCAUCUGGGUUUGUCUUGCUCUGAUGCAGAAGUUGACUAUAGGAGAGGAAGAAGCUUAAGAGAAGGCAGAGGAGAUUUUGCAUGGCGUGACUAAGAAUUAGUGCAAAAGUAGAUUGUCAGUUGAUUUCCCAUGUGAAUUAGUUUGCAGGUUUCUUUCGUCAAACACUAUUGUUUCCCAUGUGAAUUAGAUUUGUCAGUUGCUUCCCAGGUGAUUAUCUUUUUCUGGUUGAUGAAUGUAUAUCUACGUUCCUAUUUCCUGCUAAGGUACAUAGGUGAUGCAUCUAAUUAUAUGUAUUGGGCGAAUGCUUCUGCUUUAUACUAUGGAACAACUAUUGCAACAUCGGUUUUGAUGUUUUCUGAAGCA
Molecule: messenger RNA, 1942 nt
Organism: Juglans regia (Persian walnut)
Lineage: Eukaryota; Viridiplantae; Streptophyta; Magnoliopsida; Fagales; Juglandaceae
Exons: 3
Coding region: 242-1672 (476 amino acids)
Source: RefSeq, a predicted model, not a curated record